UCUUAAAGUCUUAUUUUUGGCCAGAACAAGGUGGGUAAGGCACUGCUGGUUGUGUGUUUCCAGUGGAAGAGUUAAAUUGAUUGACAUCAUAUGCUUACAUACCAAACAUUUAGGUGUGACUUAUUUGGGAGCAGUGAUGGUAGUGGAGCAAGUGAUGCUUGUAAAAGUAAAUAUAUUCAUUUAAUAAUGGGCCUUUGUAAAUAACAUACCAUAAAAGUGACUCACUAAAUAUAUUUGCUCUCUGAAGUACUUAACAAAUUUCAUGACAAAGGACAAUGAGGAAAAAGCCACCAACUGUACAGACAUCUCUUUGUGAACUACUGUAACAUAAACACUUCUAUAAUAAAAUUAUAUUUCAUCUUUUCCUGGCUUAAUACAAAAUUGUCAUAUUACCUGUGCUUGCACUUUCUGAGGAGUUUAGUAGUAUUUUCUGGAGACUCAAAGUACUGAAGCACACUUUGUAUUAUUGUCUCUUGUUUUCAUGUUUUAGGCCCUUCAUCAUUUACCUUGGUGAGGUGAGAUUUCCAUGUUGACCUGUCCCACAACUGGAACAAACACCCAGCAGUGCUGAGCAGUAGAAAUGUACAUUAAAAUGUUACUGAACUCUUCAGGUACAGAGAUGUGGGUACUCAUUGAAAUUCACAAGUUACUGUUUGAACCCAAACAUUCUCUCUGGCACUAUAGCAGCUCAGGAAGAAGGUUUUAAUUUACCUCCAAACAAUUCUGAGCUACAGGGUGUUUAAAACUUCAUUCUAAUGCUUCUCUGAACACAGUGAAUGCACUCUGUCUGUAAGGGAGUACAUUAAUGCAUAUCCAUAUUUUCAAGACACGAUGCUGCCAUUUCCAGAUUAUUUUUUUUCAGUCAAGGCCUGUAUAGCAUAAAGCCAGAGUUCCCAUAAAUAGUGAUCUCCUUGAAUGUUUCCUUUAUUUCCUCUUUAUUUCUCAUUGGACUGGUUGAGUUCCCCCAUUUCUCAGGGAGCAGGCUUUGUCCUACUUUAAUGUUUGCAUUUUUGUUUUCUUUGUGCUUCACACUGAAUGUGAUGGACAGCUUUUGUUAACCCAAAACGUGGCUUUCUGAGCCAGUCACACACCCUGCUUCAGGCCAUGCACCUGACAAACCCUCUGCAUCCUGACAGGAGUGGGAUUUCGUGCCACAAACACUUUCUAGGAUGGUGACAACUGGUGUGGUUCUACCUAGCCUUAGAUUAGCAUUUAUCUCUUUUUAGCAUUUCUGCAAGAUUUGUUGCUCUUCUGGGUUGUAGCCAAAAUUUUUUGUCUCACUGGAGUCUGAAGUGGUCUAAAUAAUGUUGUGCUGAAUCUAAGUGAUAACUCAGUGAGAUGCAGUUAGCACAGCUCUGCAGCAUUAAGAUUUGUAAGCAAAACAUGGGCCUGCCUACCAAAAUGUUUAGUUUGCCAGAACCCACUCCAGUGUGCUUUUAUCACUUCUAAACCCUCAAUUCCAGAACACCUGUUAACCUCAGAAAUCCACACAAAUUACUGGAGGAAGUACUGUUUCAAAAAUGAUUAAAUUCAAUGUUCCUCUGCAUGUGGCGUAUUUUUUCUGUCUACCUGACACUGAAAUUUGAAGAGUAAUUUAGGCUACAAUAAUGAGGCACUGCAGUUUUUGAUGACCACUUUUCCCUGUCUUCUCCAGCCUUUGGGAUCUGUGUGACUCUGGUGAAUUAUAUCUGGCAAUCAGACUGGGUUACGAGCUAAAAAGUGAUUUUUCUGUCCAGUCAGCCACCAAAGCCCUGCAGCUGUUCUCAAUACUGUCACAAGCUGUAGGAACAAGUUCAGGUGGGUAUUUACAUCAGCCUCCUGUUUCCUGUUCAUCUGCCAGGACUCCCUAGAGGGGCCUCUCCUCUCCCUGCCCGCUGCCCCACUCGCUGUUCAGUGUUUCUGGAAUUGGGGUGCAUCCCGUUUAUCCUGAAAACUGGCUUGGUGCUGUGGAUACAUUUUUCUUCCUCCAGAGUUCAAGUUUGUUCUUUUUCCUGUUUUGCUGUGUCUAUGGAUUUUACCUGCUGCUGUGUUUUUUUUUGGUUUUUUUUUGCCAGACCUUUCCCCUGGUCUUCCACACCUUUGGCUCUGCUUCAAUAUGUGGCGUUCAUGAUGCGGUCUUUGGACAUCGCAUUGCUUUGUUCUUUGGACUAGCACGUUCCUCUGGCUGUGGUGGUGGUUGGCAUCUUAUUGCACGUUCCUCUGGCUGUGGUGGUGGCUGGCAUCUUACCCACCUGUACAUUUUGUCCUAACGGUGUUCCUGCCCUGAGCACGGGGCACCUCGCGGUGAUAUCGGCAGGCAGAGGCUGUGAUGCUCUUCUCGGAGGCCUUCGAGUUAAUGUUUCCUGGCCGCGAUCUCAGCGCGUCAUCUCUGUGCCUGAGUAACGAGAGGUGUGGGAAGGCACCCAAACCGCGUGGCUCGGUAGCCAAGUGCCCUCUGCCCGGGCACGGCCGGUUAGGCUGGCCCGUCCCCGCUCCAUCCCCGCUCGGUUCGGGGCCGCUCCGCUCCAUCCCGGCUCCAUCCCCGCUCGGUUCGGGGCCGCUCCGCUCCGUCCCCGCUCCGUCCCCGCUCCAUCCCGGCUCCAUCCCCGCUCCGCAGCGCCGUUUCCGGCAGCCGGGCAGGUGAGAGCAGAGCAGAGCGGAGCGAUGAGGCUGCUGCUGCUGGCGUGUCUGCGGGCACGCACCGGCAACGCCACCACGGCCGCCAGGAUCCGGAAUCAUCUUCAUGCUGCUGGCCAUAUCUGUGUUCUUAAGGAUGCUUUCAUGUAUGAGAGUCCAGCUGAAAUAGCAAAUCUGACCUCCACAGACAAGUUUGAUGCAGCCCUGGCCAUUCACCUCUACAAAGCAGGCAGACUGCUGCAAGGGAGCAGAAUUCCUUUUGGAAUCAUCUUUGGUGGCACAGAUGUAAAUGAAGAUCUGAAAUGUAAAGAGAAACUCCAGGUAAUGGGAGCAGUGCUGGAGGAAGCCAGGUUUGCAGUGGCUUUCACAGUGGAGAUGAAGGAGCUGGCAGCAGCAGAGUGGCCAGAUGCCAGGAAGAAAAUCUAUGUCCAAAGUCAAGGAAUUAAGACUUCACCCAGUGCAACAUUUGACUGGUACAGAUUUCUACAAAGUGCAGGCAUUCCUGCAGACACAGAGAGUUUGCAUCUGUUCCUUUUGGUGUGUGGGCUCCGAAGAGUCAAAGACCCCCUGUACUUAGUAGAGGUUUUCUCAGACUGGCACAGAAAGGAUCCCAGUGUCCACCUGGGCAUUAUUGGACCUGCAGUUGAUCCAGUUUUUACCAGUGAAGUUAAGGAGAAAGUUAAAAGGGCCCCAGGGGUGCAUGUGCUGCAGGAGCUGCCCCAGGAGGAGCUGCAGGCUGCAGUCUGCAGGUGCUGUGCCCUGGUGAACAGCUCCAUCUCAGAGGGGAUGUCUGCUGCCAUCCUGGAGGCAAUGGAUUUAGGUAUUCCAGUGCUGGCAAGGAACAUUCCUGGGAAUGCAGCAAUAAUAAAACACAAGGAAACAGGGCUGCUGUUCUCAACUCCCCAGGAGUUUGUUGUGCUGUCCAAGAGUUUGAUGAGUGACCCCAUUAUGAGACAGGAACUGACAACAAGGGCCAAGGACUAUGUGAAGAAGCAGCAUUGCUGGGAAGGGGAAAGGAAAACCUACCAGGACCUGGUGCUGGGACUGCAGUGACCUGCAGGGCUGAGCUGGGAGCACACAGCCUUGUGGCAGAGGGGCUGGGCACACACACUCACACACACCUGAGCCAGGUACACACACACCUGAGCCAGGUAAAAACACACCUGAGCCAGGUACACACACACACACACCCGAGCCAGGUACACACCCGAGCCAGGUACACACACACACACACACACCUGAGCCAGGUAAAAACUCACACCUGAGCCAGGUACACACACACCUGAGCCAGGUACACACCUGAGCCAGGUACACACACACCUGAGCCAGGUACACACACACCUGAGCCAGGUACACACCUGAGCCAGGUACACACACACCUGAGCCAGGUACACACACACCUGAGCCAGGUAAAAACACACCUGAGCCAGGUACACACACACACACACCCGAGCCAGGUACACACCUGAGACAGGUACACACACACCUGAGCCAGGUAAAAACUCACACCUGAGCCAGGUACACACACACCUGAGCCAGGUACACACCUGAGCCAGGUACACACACACCUGAGCCAGGUACACACACACACACACACACACCUGAGCCAGAUACACACCUGAGCCAGGUAAAAACACACCUGAGCCAGGUACACACACACACACACACACACCUGAGCCAGAUACACACUUGAGCCAGGUACACACACACCUGAGCCAGGUACACACCUGAGCCAGGUACACACACCUGAGCCAGGUACACACACCUGAGCCAGCCCCCUCCCUGAGCCCUGCCCUGCUGCAGCAGGUCCCAGUGCUGGUGCUGGGGCAGGGAGGGGCACAGGGGCAGUUCUGUGCUGCCCCCCCAGCCCAGCUCCCUGUGCUGGGCCCACACCUGCCCCCAGUGCCAGGGCUGUGCCAGAGCUGUGCCAGAGCUGUGCCAGAGCUGUCAGAUCUGUGCCAGAGCUGUGCCAGGGCUGUGCCAGGGCUGUGCCAGAACUGUGCCAGGGCUGUGCCAGAGCUGUCAGAUCUCUGCUUUCCUACACAAACUACCUCUUGCUUUGCCAGUGCCAUUGGUACCUCUGUGAUUCACUUAUUUAUUAAAAGAUUGAUGGGCCCUGUAAGAAGGGGUGUGGAGGUAUUUUCAGUUACUGUGUGUUUUGGUUCUGUUUGUUCUUAUUUGUGGAUCUAUUUCAAUAUAAUGCAGCAGGCUGAGCUUAAAGUGAGACUGAUCUCUGCUUCAUCCCUGCCAGCCCAGGGACUGUGGACACAUCUUUGAGUUUAAUUGGUCAUCAAAGGACUUGCAUCUAGAGGGAAAAAACCAAACCAUGAGGGUCAUGUUUCUAAUAAUUUCUUAUUAGAAACUUUGCUUUGAACAGUCACAGAUGAUGUUUUCUGUUGACUUCAGUGGCUGCUGUGUCAGAUUUUCUUUGCAAUCAUGAAGUUCUCUGUGUAUUUUAAUCUCUCCUCUCUGUGUUGGAUGUUCUGCAAGGUUCUGGUGCAGUAAACAAGAAAGGAGUUUGAA
Molecule: messenger RNA, 5139 nt
Organism: Oenanthe melanoleuca
Lineage: Eukaryota; Metazoa; Chordata; Aves; Passeriformes; Muscicapidae
Gene: GLT1D1
Product: glycosyltransferase 1 domain containing 1
Exons: 13
Coding region: 2644-3669 (341 amino acids)
Molecular function (GO): glycosyltransferase activity
Source: RefSeq, a predicted model, not a curated record